CUCGUAGUUUCCACUUCUUCCUUGUCCCUGUUCUCAGACCAACCGGUGUCGGGCUGCUCUCCUUUCCUCUCAUCUCAACCUAGCCCACUGCCAGCCCACUAGGCCUACCCUAAAUCCCCAUCCGACUUGGGUCGUCCGAUCGCUAUCCGAUGAUCAAACUUGCUCCAAUCCCCCUCUAGUCCAUAUGGUAUUUAUAGCAGAUGACAGCCCAACCAAAUAUGCUCCAACCCUAAAUUCUAGGAGAUUUGUCCGUGCAGCCGCCGCCGCACUCAUCGUCACCUCGGGAUCUUCCCGGAUCCAUCUCGCAGCCACCCACAGGCCAGCGGUCUCCCCCUCGAUCCCCAUCCCACCAAUCUCCUCCCGAUCCGAAAACCCACCAAUCAAAGCCCUCCCAUGGCUUCCCUGAACUCCUCCCUCCUCCUGGCCGAGGAGCCAGCCCGCAGCCGCAUCGAGCUCCUCCCCGAGCACCGCGCCCACGUCCGGCAGAGAGCCGAGUUGCCGGACCAGUAGAUGAGCCUCGCGCCGCCCCUACCAUCCCUUCCUUCCUCUCCCGUGUCUCUCUUCUCUCUUUCUCAAUGCUCUCUCUCUCUGUUGCAACAGGGAAUCGAGCUGCCAUGUCCGUCGCCCUUGUUUUUCUCCUGCUAGGAGACCGUUUGCAGCCUCCUCGACCCGGAUCCACGCCGGCGCCACCGGACCACCCUCUCCGACAGCCUCGAGCCCCGCUCGUCAUCGCCUCCGACCUCGCGCCCCAGGCGCGCCGGAGAACCUCCCCAGCCGCAGCACGCAGACGCUCGCAACCCUCGCGGCUCCACUGGAAGCUGCUCCUCGCCGAGCUCCUCAAGUCCCACCGCUGCCUCAAGUUCCUCGCUGUCGGAGUCCUCAGCGCCACCGCGACUACCGCUUGCCUUGUCCUGGCAUCGCUGAUGUGCAGCCAUGCCGUCAGCCCCUGCUCGGUCCAUCGCCUCCUCUACAUCGCGGCCUCCCCUGCUUCGGCCUCCAGCCUAUGCCGUCGAGCGCCGCCUCCGCCUGGAUCUGUCAAGUCCCUUCUCCUCGCCAAGUUCCGCCCGUCGUUCCUCACCCGCCGGAGGGCACCGUCGUACCCCGUUCCAGCGCAGCUGCUGUCAAUCUUGUCUCUCUGCGAGGAAGACGACCCCUCGCUCAUUGACCUCGGCCUCCUCAAGCCCUGCGCAGCCCCGGUGACGCGCCAUGGACGCGAGCCCCUCCGCGUCAAGUCCCUGCUGUCGGCGCGCUGCUUCCUCUGCUUUGUCCAGGACUACGCGCCCUGCUUCGCUCGAUUCAGCCGUGCGUUGACCGGGUCACUGCCUCAAGCCGCCGGCCCAAUGCUGCUGCCUCCGUCCAGCCCAGCACCAGAUCUGGCCCAAGGCCCCUGUGUUCCGGUUAUGUUGCGAUUGUGAGGACCCGUUUGACUACGUUGGUUCGUCUACUUCAUGGAUUCGGUGUUCUUCCUAGCGGGAUUUCAGGCAAGAUGAUCGUGACUUUGGAUCUCACUACUAUCUUUGCUAUGCUAGUUGUCUCGAUGCUAUUGAUAUGUCGCGCUACCCUCCA
Messenger RNA from Triticum urartu, 1566 nucleotides. RefSeq lists its product as uncharacterized. The record is from RefSeq and is a predicted model, not a curated record. Lineage: Eukaryota; Viridiplantae; Streptophyta; Magnoliopsida; Poales; Poaceae.